CUCCAGCAGCCACCAGCUCUGAGCGAGAAACUCGCGAAGUUUGGGUAGGGGCCUGAGCCUUUUGCUUAUUUUCUGAACAGCUAACGGACUCGGUGUGCAAGGAGGCAGGAAGCUGUGACUCCCAAGGAUCUGGGAGCAAAGAUGUUGUGGACAUUCACUGAAAUUGUCCUAACUGCAACCUUGCUCUUACAGGGAGGUGAAGCACAAGCAAACGAAGAGCUCGUGAAAGUUGAAGCGGACUCAGUGACUUUAACCUGCCCUUUUUCGCAACCUGUUACAUGGUUUCGGAAGAGAAAAGAUAAGGAACCUUUAACCAAAGACACAAAUGACAAAAAGUACACGAUAGAAAACUUUAAUGAUCACCACAAUGGCAAAUAUUAUUGUGAUGACGGAUCUUCCAAAUACUACUUUUACAUUCGAGCCAGAGUUUGCGCUGACUGCAUUGAACUCGACACAGGCAUGGUCAUUGGCAUCAUCUGCGGAGAUCUAGCUCUCACACUCAUCGUGGCUGGACUGGUCUACUGGUUUGCCAAACGAAGAGGGCCAUCCUCCAAAGAUUUCCGAUCACUUGGUACCGAUGACUUCCCACCAAGUCGCCCACCACACAUGACUUCAGCACAUCAAGCUGAAUAUGCGCCAAUCAAAAGCGGACAACGGGAGGUUUAUGACAAGUUGCAAAAACGUUGAUUGCGAAGACAAGGGAAGAACUGGAAUCUCCUUUUCUUUGUUCCUGUUGCUCUCUCCACCCUUCCUGCUGUCUUUCCUUUGCCCCUUCUUCCUUCUCAGCCAUACUGUAAUUUCCCCCCACUCCCCCUCCCAACCAAAUCUCUCUCCGUUCUUUCGCCUUACUUUCUCACUGUCUUAACCCAGCUCCUGGAUUUAUUUACCCGUUUUUCAGAGAUGUACGUACACGUAGUAGUAUUCACACUGCUUAUCCAAAGUGAGAUCUUUGUCAUUUCCCCUCUUGUUCCCAUUUUCCCACCAUUAUACUGUACAUGUGCUUUUUACUAUUCUCCUAAUUUAAAGCAAUGAGCUUCACAGGAGUAGACACAGCCAUGACAACAGAUGCACAAUCACGUCACCAUCUCAUAUACUCUCCUUCCUUCAUUCCUGGGACGCAUUACAGCCCCAUUAUACUCAAGUACCUGUCUGCAUGACUGUCAAUAUGAAGGGUUUCACCAAUGACUGUACUUGCACUCAAAAUAAUGCACAACUCCGCACCUCCACGGAUCUACUAUUACAUUCUCUGUCCUGGGUGGGGGUGGGGUGGGGUGGGGUGUGGCAAAACCCAGCUUCCCUAAAGAUCCCCCAUCCCUGCCAACACUCCGGUAAAAUUCCUUGGGCCCUCCCCACAGCUUCAGAAUAUUAUUGUGUGGUGACUGGAGCUGAAUCCAAUACAGGUUUCCCCCGCCAUCUGAAGGUAGAGCGUUCCUAUGAAAUGGUUCGUAAGCCGGAAUGUCGUAAAGUGAAGAAGCAAUUACCAUUUAUUUAUAUGGGAAAAAUUUGUGAGCAUUCACAGACCCAAAAAAUAACCUACCAAAUCAUGCCAAAUAGCACAUAAAACCUAAGAUAACAGUAACAUAUAGUAAAAGCAGGAAUGAUAUGAUGAAUACACAGCCUAUAUAAAGUAGAAAUACUUUUCCACAGUCAUUGCCGCACUGUUCUCCGUAGUGAAAAUCUCACGCAAGCGCUCUCGGCAAAAACACGGCGCAAGCGCUCUCGGCAAAAACACGGCGCAAGUGCUCUCCAGUAACCUUUAAGCUAUGAAGCUGCCAAAUCAUACCAAAUAACACGUCAAAAAACACAGCCAAUAUCAAGUAGAAAUAAUGUAUGUGCAGUGUCGUAUCACUUACGGGAAUCGAGAAGACAUCGAGCAUACUGAUGAGGGUGUGUUAGGCUGAGUCGUCGGAGGUGGGGGUGGUGCAGUGGCUCCCACCCUCCGGGCAGCGACCCGAUACUGAUCUGCGAAGCAUGCAGGGGUACAGCGGCUACCGCUGCAUUCUCCGCGGAUCAGUAUCUGUCCAUGGCCCGGGGAUUGGGGUGGUGGGACACUGGGGUAUCAUCUGUUUCCAUGAGGGCAGGCAGGUCAUCUUCUUCUAUGUCUGCCUGCCUCGAUGCCGAAGGUCGAGGUUCGUCAUCUGCUGCGGCUGAUGUGGAAGGCUUGCUUGACUGCUUAGCCUUGUGCAUUUUUAGAUCAUACAGUUCUUCGCAAGCACUCAAACCAUCCUGCAAAUAUGCCCUAAACCGACGUACCCUUUCAAAAUUAAAGUCGUAUUUUAUCAUUACAGCGAAAAUCUCACGCAGUUGCUUCAUGUUCAGUUCCUGGACGACUUCACUUUCGGUCUGUUCGCUACUGCAUUCGGUUUCAAUUGUUAUCCUUUCCUCUUCCAAUUGCAUCAGCUCUUCAUCUAUCAGUUCUUGGUCAUGGGAUGCCAAAACCUCUUCAACGUCUUCUUCGUCAGCUUCCACAAGCCAGAUUCACUUUGUCCUUGCUUCGUUCACCACGAUCGAAACGCUUAAUUACAUCUAGUUUUACGCUAAAUGUAACACCCUUACGAGCUCUUUUAGGCUUUUCCAACACUUUAGAACUCAUCUUGCAAACAGCUGCUCACAGGCACGUGCUUAAGCAAUGCCGGCAAGAAUGCAGUUCCGAAUCCGGGGGGGGAAGAGCGGCUGCUCGGUGUGCGCGUUGCUUUUUUCGCACGCUGCUUUUUUUUUGUAACAGUGAAAACACCUUCUGUUAGCGAAAACAGGUAACUAAUGUAGGUCUUUCGUAACAGUGAGGUUUCGUAAAGCGAACGUUCGAAAAGCGGGGGACACCUGCUACUCCAAUGUUUUGCAUUAUUUUUGUGCUCUGUGACUCUGUUUACUUGUAAAGGAUACCAUUGUGUUUUCUGUUGAGCAGUUUUUUGUUGGAGAAAGAAUAAUGUGAUAUAAGACGAAGGAUAAUUGAGGUUUCUUUCUGAGAGUGAUUUGGCUUGGCUAGAUAUCUUAGUCUCAUUGCUUUCAACACAAGUUCAGCUCAAGCCUUGGCCAGGUUAGAAUCUCUGCCAUUUUCUACUUAGCCUUUUGAAAUGUACCCAGCUUGUUAAUGUAAUCUCGAAGCCUCUUAUUUGUGUUUUCUCUAUAAUCUGAUUAUCAAGUUAAAUACAUUGUUGCCAUCCUACAUAUCAGUGACAGAGUCGCUAAUUGUUGUUUCCUCAAUGUCUUUUGGUUUUAAUAAAGAGAAACAAACAAAGCUGCAUUCAUUGUUGACAGAAGUU
Messenger RNA from Mobula hypostoma (lesser devil ray), 3263 nucleotides. Its product is annotated as T-cell surface glycoprotein CD3 epsilon chain-like. The coding region runs from base 142 to 687 and encodes 181 amino acids. Gene Ontology annotation, molecular function: transmembrane signaling receptor activity. Gene Ontology annotation, cellular component: external side of plasma membrane; alpha-beta T cell receptor complex. Gene Ontology annotation, biological process: cell surface receptor signaling pathway; positive thymic T cell selection. The transcript is spliced from 6 exons. Lineage: Eukaryota; Metazoa; Chordata; Chondrichthyes; Myliobatiformes; Myliobatidae. The record is from RefSeq and is a predicted model, not a curated record.